This is a messenger RNA of Sarcophilus harrisii (Tasmanian devil), 7799 nucleotides long. It is a transcript of the gene FGF12, whose product is annotated as fibroblast growth factor 12. The coding region runs from base 2629 to 3360 and encodes 243 amino acids. Gene Ontology annotation, biological process: positive regulation of gene expression; positive regulation of protein phosphorylation; animal organ morphogenesis. Gene Ontology annotation, molecular function: growth factor activity; fibroblast growth factor receptor binding. The transcript is spliced from 5 exons. Lineage: Eukaryota; Metazoa; Chordata; Mammalia; Dasyuromorphia; Dasyuridae. Gene Ontology annotation, cellular component: cytoplasm. The record is from RefSeq and is a predicted model, not a curated record.
AAGACACAGAAAGAGGAGGGAGGGAGGCGACAAGGAGGGAAACACAGGCAGCCGCUGGGGCUGGGGGAGGGGGGAGGAAGCCCAGUGCCAUCAGUCGGCGCCCAGGAAGAAAAUGGGCACAGCAGCCCACGCUCGCUCCGUGGCCAGCCGCUCCUGACAGCUGGAUUUGAACGCCCUCCCCCUGGCCCCCUUUCUUUCUCUCGAGCUGCCAGGAAGAAGUUGGGAAGGCUUUCCCUUUCUCUCCCCCCGCCCCCGGUCCUUUGCCCCCGUUUGCCAGCCUUCUCCGCCCGGAGUUUCCUCUUGCUGACCGGAGCGAGCCCCAACCCAAGGGAACGCCAGCCUGGAAGCCCGUCCGCCGGAGCCGGAGCCGGAGCCGGAGCCCGAUCUGCAGCGGGCAGCCCGCCGUGUGCGGGGCGGACGGCACCGCCUGCCCGGGGUCGGCCUCAGUGCUCGCCCUCAGCCCCCCGGGAGCGGGGCUCAUCCGUGAACUCGACCCCCAUGGGUCCCCCGGAGCUUCCUCUGGGCCAGACGCGGGAAUGCCCCUGGCGCUGAGCCGCGCCGGCACCCAGCUGCUGCGGGGCGGGCUCGGGGCGCCGGCGGGCGGCGGGGCCGGCUAGCUCCGGGGCAGCCUGCGCCUUUCGGGGGAGCCCUCUCUCAGCCGCGUCCGGGGGCUCGGCUCCCCUCCGGGCUGGGGCGCGGGGCCGACGAUGUGGCCCGGGGCGCUCGGGGAGCCGCGGCGCCCGGGCCAGCAGCCGCCGAAGGGCAGGAUGAUGUGUGGCCGCAGCCUGCCGGUGCCCGGCGCGUCCUCUCCAGCCGCCCCCUCCUGCUCCUGCUGCUCCGGCCGCGUGCCGCCUUCCGCCCAGGGCCGGGAUGGGGGCCGCAGAACUGUCUGAGCGUCCGCGGCCGCCUGCGUCUCGGAUCUAAUCGAUCGCCGUCCCUUCGGGCCGACAGGACUCCUCCGGGGGCCAGCCGGGGCCGCCGCUCUGAGCCCGGGGCCAGGGGCUAGGCGCGGCGGCUGGGGAACGGAGCGGGGCCCUCGGGGCGAUGCCUCGAACCCUCGGACGCUCCAGAGCCGGGGCCCUCCUUCUUCCGGACCGGCCCAUGGCAGGGAAGCCCCGCUAAAGCGGCCCUGGGAGGGGCUGGGCCGCGCUCAGCACCCCGAGGACUCCCCCUCCAAUCCGAGGCAGAGCUUCUCCGCGGGCGCUGGGGAUCAGGGGUCCCCCCGCCGAGCCCUUCCAGACGCUCAGUUGCCGAAGGUACUCCCACCGUGCGGGUCUAUUCCGGAAGGAGCAAGGGAUUUCCCUCCCGCUGACGGGGCUCUCAGUCCCCUCCUCCCCGCCCCGUGCCCUCGCCGUGGGGGCGGGCGGGCGGUUCCCGGGGGCGCCAGGCUCCCGGGGAUCUCCCUCCCCAAGGUCCCUCCCCUGCUUUUCUUCCUCCCUCCCUCCCUCCCUCCCUCCCUCCUUCCCUUGUCUGCACCGCUCGUGGUGAAUCGAGGUUCCCACAGCUUCUGGCGCUCCUGGAGCUUGCCCCACAGCUGGAACAGCUGCCCCGGCGCCACCAAACCUGGGGGAGCGCCACCUGCUCCUGGAGCCCAGCCCACCUGCCCCGCUUCGGGGUCCCCCCCCCUCCCUUCCCAGGUAGCCUCUGGCUUCCAGACCCGCGGCCGCCGGGUCCGUUUGGAACAAAACCCACACGGCCCCGCUCCCCCCGUGCACACAAGCACCCGAGGCCCGGGGACUGGUGGGCGAUGUCGGCGGCGCCGGCUGAGCUGGGGGGCAUGGCUCCUUCGGGCUGGCGGAGCCCGCCCGCGGGGACUUAAGUGCUUGCCCGGCUCCUUCUCACCCCCGAAUUUGGCGGCUUCUUUUCGACAGGCCCUUAGCUUGGAGUCACUUUUUAACCUUUUAUUUUGAUCGUUGCUGUUGGCAGGGGGCACGGCCGCCCGCCCCGAGCUCACCGCUUUGUACACACUUUUUAUAUCGAGCUCUCACUUCCCCCCCCUCCCGCCUCUGCUCGGGGCUCUGGGUGCAGCCAGGACCCCCGGGGCCGGGCUUUGGGGACCCGGGCCCGGAGCCGCCUUCUCAUUGAGGACAGCACUUCGGUAACCAGACCCUCCAGAGCCGGCCGGACUCCAGGCAAGCCCGGCCCAGCCCCUUGCCCAGCCUCCCUUCGAAAGCGGAGCCCCGCGGGUUCCGGGAUUCCGGGCCCGGGUGGGGGGCGCUUCGGGGAAUAACGAGAGCUCGGGGUGAGCCGGCUCGCAGGAAGGAUCGCCGUUCUUUCACUUUCUGCAGCGGCGCUCCGGGAAGUUUACACUCGGAUUUACAUUCGUUUUGUCUCCACCAACAAACCUUCGUGGUCCCCCUACUUGCCCACGGCUCCAGACUGACUUAGGCGGCCGCCGGGAGCCCCGUUUUCUCUCCCGCGGCCAACACCGAGCUUCCAAAUCACUGCCUCCCCUUUGCCCAAUCGAGGCACCUUCGGGGUCCUGACUGCCCCGCCUCGGAUUAGAAGGAGAGGGGUAAAAGGGACCUAAAGGAGAUUGCAUUAGAAGGGAAGGCGGCCGGAAUCUCCUUCCUCUCCCGACCCGGGAGCCCCGGGGGCUGGAGGAAGGGCCCCGACGGCUGAGCCGCGAUGGCCGCGGCCAUCGCCAGCUCGCUGAUCCGCCAGAAGCGCCAGGCUAGGGAGUCUAACAGCGAUCGGGUGUCGGCCUCCAAGCGCCGCUCGAGCCCCAGCAAGGAUGGGCGAUCCCUGUGCGAGAGGCAUGUCCUCGGGGUGUUCAGCAAGGUGCGUUUCUGCAGCGGCCGGAAGAGGCCCGUGAGAAGGAGACCAGAACCCCAGCUGAAAGGAAUUGUGACAAGGUUAUUCAGCCAGCAGGGAUAUUUCCUGCAGAUGCACCCAGAUGGGACAAUUGAUGGAACCAAGGACGAGAACAGUGACUACACCCUUUUCAACCUAAUCCCGGUGGGCCUUCGGGUUGUGGCAAUCCAAGGAGUGAAAGCCAGCCUCUAUGUGGCAAUGAAUGGAGAAGGGUAUCUCUACAGCUCCGAUGUUUUCACACCUGAGUGCAAAUUUAAGGAGUCUGUCUUUGAAAACUACUAUGUUAUUUAUUCUUCUACACUCUACCGGCAGCAGGAAUCUGGCCGAGCUUGGUUUCUGGGACUCAAUAAAGAAGGUCAAAUUAUGAAAGGAAACAGGGUGAAAAAAACCAAACCCUCAUCACACUUUGUCCCUAAACCCAUUGAAGUGUGCAUGUACAGAGAGCCAUCACUGCAUGAAAUUGGAGAAAAGCAAGGACGUUCCAGGAAAAGCUCCGGGACACCAACAAUGAACGGAGGGAAAGUGGUGAAUCAGGAUUCUACAUAGCUGAGAACUCUUCCCUACUGUGCACACUCCUCCCCUUCCUUCCUCCCCCACCCCUGGCACCCCAUCCCUUCCCAGUCCCCAUGGAGACAACAAUACACUCACCAGGCAGGACUUAGGGGCUAAGAUUUGGAAGGCAAAAUCUGUGUAUGGGGAAGAUGAAUUCAACCUCAAUCUUGCCUGUUGCGAUGUUAGAAACACACACAUACACACACACACACACACAUACACACAACACAACACAUCACAACACGCAGUGUAAAGAAAAAUGGUAAAUGAAUCUAGUCUCCACUAUCAUUUUUAAGCAAACCCUUCACUCUCUUAUGGGAGAGGGGAAAGGUAGCACCCUGCAUAAUUUUAAUAAAGAUGCUACCAGAAAAAAGCUAGGACUUGGGAGAAUUGAACCUUACCCCUGAGGUUCUCCACUGCCCCCACCACCCUAGACUGCUUGAAUUGCUACAAAAAGCCCUCAAGUGGGGGAAGGGCUGCUUUUGUGUUUUGUUGUAUUCUUUGUGGCUGUCUCUGUAAUUCCCUAUCUUUUUAAGAAGCCUGAAAAUGUGUGGGUUUGUGUUUUCUGUUAAAGCUUUCCAAAUGCCUGCUGAAAAGACCCUUUUCAAUUCCCUCUUCUCCUAUCUCCCUCUCCCAUCAUUCAGACCAUUCUAUCCGGGACUUUGUAUAACAGAGAAUAUUAGAUUAUUCUUCAUCGCAUAUCAUGGAACAGAGUUGCAGGUGGAAGGGCAACCUUAAUGAUGUCUAAUGGUCUCAGUUGACACUAAGUUUUCAGGAAAAAAAGGCUUUCAGAUCUUAGAGGUGAAAUCAUUUACCAAAGGCUUUGUUAUGAGGUCUAUAGAAAAUGCCAUUUAGAAAAGUUGCCCUUAUUCGAUUAAAGGUAUCUUGGAGAUGUUUAUGGUCACGCUGGAACUCCCCCUCUAGAAAUGUAACUAUUUAAGUUAGUCAUUAUAUUCAUCUCCUGUGUUGUGGAAACUCUUGAGGUGGAAGAUAAUGGAUUUCCCAUAGAAAAUUGUUCAUCCCGGACUAAAUAAGAAAAUGGAGUUUUGAAGAAGGGACAUAAAUCCUGGCACAUUAAGGGCAAACAGUCCUUUAUUCCUUCCCCUCUUGCUUGAAGUUGAUACUUACAAGGCAAUCCCCAAUGUCAGCUAGGGCAUGAGGAAGUACAAUAUUGUGCUUGACAGCUGACUUAGGGCCCAAAAACAUUCUGCUUUCUCUUCAUCCCUCUUGGACCAUCAUCUGGCUGGCAAUGUACCUAUCUCUUGGACACCUUAUAGAUUCACCAAUUUUCCUGAAUGCCGCAGACAGUCUGAGGAGUUACAUAUAGUCUGGAUUGUGUUCUCAGGAGUAAGUUUAGGGAUUUCUUGUAGGGACAUUAUAGAUUCUUAAAAUGUGAUUGAACGAGGAAAGGAGAAGAAAGGAAGUGGCCAGAGAAGAAAGGAAUUACUUACUUAUCUGUGACAAAUUAUAAUGUCCUUUUUGAAAUUAAUGCAAUUCCAUGUGUGAGAGGGGGAAAUGUAGAUAGGGAGGAAGGGAAGAAUGGAGGGAGGGAGGGAAAGAGAGAGAGACAGAGACAGAGAUACACUUACACAGAGACAGAGACAGUCGGACAGAGACAGAAAGAUGAAACUCAUCUGGGUUUACAGAUUUAGAACUAGAUAGGACCUCAGAGGUCAUUAGGUCUAAUCAUUAGGUCUAACCUCCUCAUUUCCUGGAUGAAGAAUUGAAAUUUAGAGUUUUAAGUGGCAGUGCAUGAAUUUAAAUCCAGGCUCAGAAUGGCAGAGAUAGCAUUUUCUCUAUCGUAUCCUGACUGAAAAUAUAAGCUGCCUUGGUAGCUCUUAUUGAAAGAAGCAAACAAAGAAGUAGACUAAACUAUGAACAGCUUCACCAUUUCAUAUAUAUUCUUUCAAAUACAAAACCCAUAAUUCCCCCACUUGCUGCCUGAAGAUCUGGGAGUUACAGUAAUCGUGACUUUGAGAUGGGUCCUCAUGUGCCCUGAAAGUAACUUCCCUUUCCUUAGCUGUAAACAAUUGCUUCCACUUGUAAGUGUUCGUGAGUGGCUUUUGUGCUAGACUAUAUCUGUGCAGCUUUCCCCUACUCUGUCACCAUUUAUUUCAUCAAGGCUUGGCCAAAAGUGGAAUGGCAGAAUAAGGUCAAGAUCUUACAAGGUAAUAGCAAAGAUUAGGCAUGUAGGACUUUGGCAAUAAAAAUUUCAAGAUAAAUGCUUUGAAAUGUCAGAUAAAACAUUAAGUUCUAGCUGUUGCUCUCAUAGGAAAAUGACAGGGGAAAGAGCUCCAAAUUUGACCUGAUUCCUCUUUGCCCUUCUCCAUUCAACACAACUGUAGAUGUGCUUUUAGCAGCAUCAGGUAAUCAAAUGACUUAUUAAGAAUGAUUUUCUUUAAAAUCAUGCAGGAAGCUUUUAUUUAUUGGGAAUGGGUUCUGUAGCAGGGGCUCUACUUGAUCUGCAGAGAGUUUACAAAGAAUGACCCCAAAGGAAAGAAAAGAACUAUUUUACCAAGUGGAACUUGAAAAAAAAUUAUAAACACAUACAGGACGAGAUUUAUUUCAUCCCUUUUAUUAUGAAGAGAUAAAAUGAAGAGAGAGAAUUCAAUCAUCAACAAAAAGACCAACCCAAUUGCAAUGUCAUCUACUCUGUGCCAUGUAUAUUUGAGCAGAGAUGCAGAGAUUAGUUGUCCUUUGGCUAGUUUAAGUGAGAACAGGAAUACUAAGGACACAAAUUAGAGCCCAUUUUUCUUAAUAAUUUGAAAUAAAUGUUCAGCUCAAUAAAUUGUUUUGAAAAUGAAGGUGACCUUGCCCUCCUGUGCAGGAGCUUGAGCUCUCAGCACACCAAGAGUGAAGGACCUCCUACAUAAUGGCUGAGGAUUAGUGGUGGAAGGGAGUGUCGGGAACCUGUGCGGCUGCUGCCCACACAAUGUUGUCAUAAAUAUAGAUAUUGGCAAAGAAAAAAAGAGAGUUCAUCUCUAGUAGUGAUAUUGAAUUGUAGAUAAUCCACCUCCACCCACUUUUCAGUGAGCUCUCAAACACAAAAAUCCCACCUACCCAAACACUUCUUCAACUUAAUCGCAAGUUAAACAAUCUUUUUGUGGAAAAAAAAUUGUUUACUUUCUAGCUCUUCUUCCUAUACUUUAAUUCAGAUAGUCAUUUCCAGGCCUCCUACUCUUCCUUCUUUUUUCCCUAUUGGCCAAUCCAGUCCCUAGUGGUGCCAGACUGUGUUUAAUACAGCCAGUUGCCUUCAGGGACACUCCCUCAACUACUAAGUUCUCCAGAAGACACAAGUAGUCGUGGGUGGAUUAGGAUCCAUGCAUUUUUAGGCAAUCUGUUAAAGCAUUAUUCAAAUACAUGGAGAUGAAAAUCAUAUACACACACUGGGAAACUCACAAGAGAGUUCCUAUCUGGGUAUAUCUGAUACCCUCCAUUCUUAAAGGUGCUGCUAUUUGGAGUUUUCAAGAGAAAACACAACUUAAAUGCUAGUUUUGAGUUCAGAGUUGAUGGGCUUGUGACAGAUGAAGGGCAUCAGAGAGUCCAGAUGGUCACCACAGCAUUGGGUCAGAUGAUGACUUGGCCAUUUGAGUUUCCCAGCAUCCCUUCUCAUAGUACAUUCCCAGCCCUUCCUCUCAGUGGAUUAUACUAAUUGAUUCAGUAAAGAGAGAACCCAGUGACUAAUGAGGCUAUGUUGGGGUCUCCUUGAAUCUGAACACCUAGCUUGGAAGCACCAGCACAUUUAAUAAAACCGAGUCUUUGUGAUGGGGUCUAUUUCUGGAUCCAUGGCCAAUAUAAAUUGUGCUGAUGACCAGUGAGUUGCUGUUGAUGGGAGGCAGCAGAACAACAGGAAGGAAACAAAGGAGAAGGACCAAGUUGAUUUGCUUAUCCUCAGAAAGUUAGAAAAUAUGGUGUGUUUGGCCAAGCAUGGUGACCCCCAUGAUGUGAUGUCUAGUCUUACUGAAUAUUGUACCCUCCCGUUUCUCUCUCCAUGUUCUAGUCCCAUCAAUACGCCUUACUUUCUUGGAGGAGGUUUUCCAUGGUAUUCCCUUGUUUCAGAGUUCUCUUUCUCUAUGUCAUCGACCCCAAAUGACACUCAUCCUCUUCUAACCACAUCCCAAAAGCUCAAACGCCUCCUCUGUCCAAAAUGUGUAAAUAGCAUUUUUUAACAGGAACAUAUUUAAAAAGGUGGAUUGUUCUACAAAUAUAUAUGUACAUAUAUAUGCAUCUGAAAUAAGGAUAUAUUAUAUAGAGUUUUUUUUUAAUUUGUCUGAUUUGUGGUCUAGAUAUAUAUGUGAUAUAUGUGAUAGAUAUAUCAAAGAAUCAAGAGAUUUGAAUGCAAAACUUUAUAUAUAAAUGUAUAUUUCUACUGAUAGCUCAACAUGCCACUUUCUAAUAAACAUGAAACAGGUAAGGGACAUUGAAAAAAAAAA